Messenger RNA from Linum tenue, 610 nucleotides. The record is from the annotation of a GenBank genome assembly. NCBI's taxonomy places the organism in Eukaryota, Viridiplantae, Streptophyta, Magnoliopsida, Malpighiales, Linaceae.
AGACGAUGAAUUUUAGUUCAGGCAAUCAGGUGGAAUGCCCUCUGUGUAAAUGCUCGAAGAGGAAACAAGAGGUGAUCGGACUAGAGAUAUCCUACAAAGUCUCUGCUGAGGAUAUCAGAAGGGAUCUCACAUUUUGAAGGAAAGAUGGAAGUGAAAGACAUGGAGAUAAACAAAAAGUGCGAGAAAUGCAGCAACACGAAGCUCAAGUUUUCGACUAGACAAAUGAGGUCCGGGGAUGAGGGGCAAAUGACUUUCUUCCACUGCCCUGUUUGCUCACAUACUUUUACCGAGAACUGAACGAGCUUGAAACUAUAACUUUUGUAACCAAGACGAAUGAAGGUCUUACAUUCUAUACAAAGAUAAGCUUCUUUUGGGUGUACAGUACUGGCUCUGUCUUGUAAGGAACUGGAAGCCAGAAUCCCAGCUAGCUCUGUAUCCCAUACUAGUUUUUGUUAGAUGAUCCAGUCACCAGUUGGCACAGUAUGCUAUAUAUCAUCUCAUUCUUCUGCCCUUACACUAGAGCUAAAAAGGAAGAAGUAGGGUUCUAGCUGUUAUUGGGGAAAAAGGACAAUACACAAGUUGAUGCAGUGUACAAAGAACUCUUGGUCCU